Messenger RNA from Closterium sp. Naga37s-1, 2139 nucleotides. NCBI's taxonomy places the organism in Eukaryota, Viridiplantae, Streptophyta, Zygnematophyceae, Desmidiales, Closteriaceae. The record is from the annotation of a GenBank genome assembly.
AUGGUCCUGUGGCAAGGCAACGUGCAUUGCCUCGCCGCACACCCUUCUACCACCCACACCCGCUCCCCUCCAACCCCUUUCCCCCGUCCUUCCCGUCCUCCCCGCUCGCCUUCCCUACUUCACCGAUGGGAAUUCACGCGUCGUCCCGCGCGCAGUCGCCCUCGUGCGCCUUUUGAGUUGACUUCAAACAACCCCUCACAGCGCUCGCCCCUCCCCCUUCCCCAACCUUUUCAUUCCGUUGACCCCCUCUGUUUCUCCCCUUCACCCGUCCCUCUUCUCCUCUCCCCUGCCUUCUCAUCCACCACGCCCCUCCCUUGUCGCCCCCACCUCCCUUGUCGCCCCCACCCCCCUUGUCGCCCCCACCUGGCACCUCCUCCCACAAGAAGCCCGUUCAUCCGUGCAUGCCCCGUCCCCCCACCACCUACCCUCCUCCCUCCGCCCAACCCCCCAAACUCGCUCCUUUUGGUUGAGGAUCUGCUGGCGUCAUUUGAUAGCAGCGCUGACGUGGCGGCGCUGAGUCAGCAGCGCACGGGGUGCUCGUGCUACCACAUCCGCAACAACUACUGCUGCUCGCAGAACCUCUGCCUUUGCUCGCCCAUGUGCUGGAACGGGCAAGAGAUGAUCUCGCUGGGGCAGCCACAGUGCGAGGCAGCGAGGGAGCACGCCCCGCCGCCACCCAACGAGGGCAAGCCCAUCCUGCGGGCGGUGGGGUGCCACAAGGCGGUGGAGUUCAGCGAGGCGCUGCGCGUGGUCACAGACGAGGCCGUCAACUCGCUCGUGCACCUCCGGGCUGCUGAAGGAGGCGGGGGAGGAGGGGGGGAAGGAGGGGGGGAAGAGGGGGGAGAGGGGGCGGUGGAGGGGAAGGGGUGGCUGGAGACGCGGCGGCGAGUGGAGUGGCGGUUUGGGCUGACGCUGUUGCAGCGGUUUGACUACCAGGCCGUGAACGUGGCGCACUUCAUAGGCAAGGCGUUCACGCUGCUGCUGGCCAACAACUUCACGGACCCGCCCGUGCUGCACCCCCUCGUGGCGCGCUUCAUGCUGCCGCGCGACGACUUCACGCUCGAACGGUGGCGCAUGGGGGGCGGCUACGCCAUCCACGCGUUGGUGCUACAGGCGCUCAUAGAGUUUGCCCUCACGCCUCUCCUCACGCCACAGAUGCACACCUCCUCUCAGCUGCACGAGCACCGCACGCUGGGAGACGAGGCGAUGGCGAACGGGCUGGUGGAGUUUGAGGGCGCGUGGCGCCGCGCCACGGAGGAGGAGCCGCUGUGCUUCCAGCGGGUGCUGCUGCCGGGGAUACUCAAGGGCCAGGUGUUCCCCUCCUCGCCCGCCCAGGCCGGCUACCUGCAGCGCCACCUGCGGGUGAAGCUGCGCCUGCAGCCGCCCCCCGCGGUGCUGUGGGGGCCGGAGGACGCGCAGGGGUGGCGGGCGCGCGUGCUGUACAUCACCCGCCUGGGGGCGGAGCUCAGGCAGCGCCGCACGUUCGUGCCGGAGAGCCAUGAGGCCCUGCUGCGAGUGAUGGAGGAGAUGAACAUGGAGGUGAGCAUGGCGGAGCUGAGCCAGCUGACCUUCAAGCAGCAGUUUGACGCCAUUCAGUCGGCCGACAUCAUCCUCUCCCUGCACGGCGCCGCCCUCGCCAACCCGCCGCUCUUUGCACGGCGCACCACGGCAGUGGUGGAGAUCAUGCCGUACCACGUGCUGCACGAGACCUACUACGCCAUGGCUUUAAGUGCCGGCCUCCCCUACUUCAUGAAGAUGUGCCGCCGAGGAAGCUUCCAGGCAGGGGACCGCGCUGAGGUGGACGGGCUGAGCUUGUACGACUGCACGCACGGGCAUCCCGAGUGCAAGGAGUAUUUCACGCACCGGCGGCGGGUGGAGCUCACAGAGGAGGAUUUGAGCGACCUGAGAGUGAUUCUUAGCACGGCGAGGGAGGUGGUGGCGGCAGGGCGGGGGGGCAUGGGGGAGGUGGUGCGGCCGGAGGAGCUGCCAGGGUGGGCGGAGCAGCGGUUUGGGGAGCGCUGUGUGGCGCGGGAUGCUGGGCUGUUCUGCCGGAAUGACUUUGUGCGGAUAGUGGGCGGCACGGGGGAUUUCACGUGUGUGUUUUCAAGGGAUUGUGAAGGCCAGGAGCAGCCACAGUGA